CGGCUGAAGUUUGGACAGUGAACCGCUGCUGGAGGCAAUGUGGAUAUAGUGUUCAGGUUGUCAUUUUAACUGUCUGAAGAGUUACGUAGUUACGUACACUGAGGAGAAAUGUAGAUAAAGUUUUUGUUUCUCUCUCUUUUUCUUUUCCCGGUCGUGUGGCUGCUCUCCCUCAAGCGCUUUUACAUGCGGACUGUCAUUCAGAAAUACUACAGCCUGCAUUUUGAGUGUUCACGUGUUUGACUUAAGACUACAUAUCUUCGAUUUUUUUUCACAUAAUCUCAUAUUUAUCGCUCGGUAAGUUACAGCCAACUUUGUUUAGUUUGUCAAAGUCAUUUACUACAAGCUGCCGUUUCGGUGACAGAGCGUCUCUUCAAUUUUGUAAAUUAUUGUCGAUUCACGGAUUAAGUUAUCGGAAUCAUUAAAGUCAUUGGAGAGAGGUGAAUACGUUUUUUUUUCGGGAUAACGGCACUGUAAACGUGCAGGUAACCAGCGGGUAACAGACUGAGGACAUCUCAUCACUGCUGGGAAUUUUACAAUCACAGAGGCUGAGCGUCCUUCUUCUUCGAAAAUUAGAGCAAAAUGGAGCUUCUCUGGGUCUGUCUGUUUCUGGAGAUGGUCCUGAUGUCCACUGCUGCCAGGGGUCCCCCCAGGGUGUCAGAGCGGGUGGCCCACCGGCAGAGCAUCCGCCUCGGUCGCACCAUGAAGCUGCCCUGCCCUGUGGAGGGCGACCCCCCGCCUCUCAUCAUGUGGACCAAGGACGGUCGCAACAUCCACAGUGGCUGGACACGGUUCAGGGUGUUACAACACGCUUUGCGAAUUAAAGAUGUGGAGACUGAGGAUGCGGGAACGUACAUCUGUAAGGCCACCAACGGCUUUGGCAGCGUGAACAUCAACUACACACUCAUCGUUAUAGACGACUCCAGCUCAAGAGGUGGAGCAGGGACAGCCAAUGGGGACUCGGAACACGCCCCAGAGCUGGCGGGGAAACUGGUACGUCCACGUUUUACCCAGCCGGCAAAGAUGAGGAAGCGCGUCAUUGCUCGCCCGGUGGGCAGCUCAGUGCGCCUGAAGUGCACAGCGAGUGGUAACCCUCGCCCCGACAUCGUCUGGCUGAAGGACAGUCGGCCGCUGGUGGACGAGGACUCUGGAGCAGGAGGAGGUGGAGGAGACGGGAAGAAGAAGAAGUGGACUCUAAGUCUGAAGAACCUGACGCCGGAGCACAGCGGGAAGUACACCUGCCACGUCUCCAACAGAGCAGGAGAGAUCAAUGCCACCUACAAAGUGGAAGUCAUACAGCGUACCAACUCCAAACCCAUCUUGACUGGUACUCACCCUGUCAACACCACCGUGGACUACGGAGGAACCACGUCUUUCCAGUGUAAAGUCCGUAGUGACGUCAAGCCGGUUAUCCAGUGGCUUAAAAGAGUCGAACCUGGUGAUGAGAACAAAUUUAACUCCACCAUAGAGGUCGGAGACCAUCGCUUUGUGGUGCUGCCGACAGGAGAGGUGUGGUCACGUCCUGAUGGGUCUUACCUCAACAAGCUGCUGAUAACCAGAGCCAAGGAGGAGGACGCUGGCAUGUACAUCUGCCUGGGAGCCAAUACUAUGGGCUACAGCUUCAGGAGCGCCUACCUGACUGUCCUACCAGAUCUGAAGCCCCCAAUCAACUCCGUACCCACAGCAACGUCCCCGAGCCUGCCCUGGCCUGUCAUCAUUGGAAUCCCAGCAGGUGUCGCCUUCAUCUUAGGCACCGCCCUCCUCUGGUUCUGCCAAUCAAAACGCACCUGCUCUUCUUCUUCCCCUUCUUCCUCCUCUGCUCUGCCUGCUGCUCAACGUCUACCUGCGGCCAACCGUGACCGAGCCUGCCCAACGCUGCCUCCUCAACCGGCCAACGGGGAUAAAGAUUGUCUUUCAUAUGAGGACUACGUUGCCCAUCAGCAGCUGCUCCUGGCUCAAGGAGGCGCUGCAUUGGCUCCGAAGGUCUACCCGAAGAUCUACACGGAUAUUCACACGCACACACAUUCGCACGUGGACGGGAAAGUGCACCAGCACCAGCACAUUCACUACCAGUGUUAGCGGCGAGGCUAGCAGCGAGCUCUGGUGUUUUCACAUUCAGCUCUUACAUGAGCAUGUUCCUGUGCAUGCAGACUCAGUCACAACAGUCUGACAUACAAAGCAAAGAACAAGGAAAGCCACAUGCAAGAGACCGUUCAGAUUCUGACACAGAAAAAGAAACAUGGGAUCAUGCAAUCCUUCCUCAUUUUGCUGCAGCAUAUGUUGUGUGCAAAUGGACUUACUCAAGACACAAACAAUGAAGAAUGUAAAGAGAGAAAAACAAAGAUCUUUAUUUUUAGCCAACCUGGGAGCCAAUCCACUGCAAUCUAUGAGAGAAAAAUCACAAAAUGUUUUAUUUCCUCUGUAAAUGUAUAAAUCUCUCCCUUCUUGCUCAAAGGCCUUAUUUGAAGCAACAAUGAACUCACAGCUUCAAGGUAACUUUACAGCAACCCACCAAUUUAUCUGCCUCUGUUCUUUUUGUACUAUGGAUAAAACCACAACCUCCUCAGUAACAGUUCAAAUACAGCUCGCUUACACUGCAAAGCUCCAAAUAUAGCUAGUCAUGUAUAUAGUGGAAUAUGAUUAUAUGGCAUUUAGCAUGCUACUUCAUCCUGGGUAAUCUAUAAAGAACAAUAUAGCAUGUGUGUAAUGUAAUAGCUUAAUUUCAGAGUAUAUCUCAGGCGUCAGCCCAACUGAGCCAUAAGAACGACAACUCAAGACAAACGCCACUGUAUCCACACCCUCGGUAAAGAUGAGGGCUGCUGGUUUUCACUUCUGCUGGGCCGACAGCUGUUCUGAUAGAUGUCCAGCUGCUAUCUGGGUGCUGUGUGAAGAAAAAAAAAAAAGAGCUGAUGUCAACCUCUUUUAAUAGAUUAAUUUUAGCAGCAGCUACAAUGUGAUUUCUGCUACAACCAAGGACCCCCCCCUCGCCCUCCCCCUCCCCCUCCAGACUGCGGUUUCAAAGGUAAUCAUUAGAUUUCAUGUACUGACCGUUUUCUUCCCAGAGAGUGGUGGCAUUUCCUGUUUGUAAUGUCUCCUUUUCGGCUUUGUUUGAUGCAUGCUGACUUCACAAGUGAGAGGGAUGAAGGAUAUCGGUGCUCGUCAUGUCAUGUUCAACCUCUUUUAGCGAACAGCACAAAGGGAUCAACAGCAAUGCCUCAGUGUGAAAUGGUGCCUUCCGAGAAUUGUUUCCAGAUUUCAUGGAUCACUCUGGGAACUUCGUAUAUAUCGCAGGUUCUUGUUAAUCUGUUUUAAGGGGCUUAAAAGAGAGAGACUUCAACUUUGCAACUCUGAAAACCCUCAGCUCCUCUUCUGGAGACAUGUCUCUUGUUUUAAUCUAAAGAAGUAAAGUCUUGGAUAAUGGGCUGCCGUCUCACCUGCAGCACCGUCUAUCACCCUGAUAAAGAAAAUUGAAAAUGUUGCAAUCAACACCUUAAAGAUACUUUAAAGGUAAAAUAAUGUUAAACAGCUUGUAACUGAAUGUCAGUAUUGUAAUUGUUAAAUUUAGAGCCUUAUAUUGUGCAGAGAGUCUUUCAUGUAGAUGGAUGUUGAUCUAAAAGUAUACAAACUUGUCUUGUUGCUCUACAAUGGCAAUGAGUUACAAUAGUGGUCAAAUAAGUAUCUGUCAUGUUUGAGUUUACACUAAUUUUACCAACCAGCCUUAAGAGAUUUUUAAAUAAUGAGAUCUGACAAACAUGUUUUAACUGGAUUUACAUGUGAAUUUUAUGCCGUUUCUCACUAUUUGAGUACAAUUUGAUCCCCAAGGUUUCAAUGUCAACCCCAUGUUAAAGCCCCGACACACCUACACUGCCACAGGUGGUGCCACUUAUUUUAACUAUCUAGACCUCUCCACAGGACGAGGUGCGCAUGCACAGACUCAGCUCGACUGAUGUUUCCCUCACUCUUCUUUAAAUGUUGAUGCACUUUUCAGCGUGGGAAACGCAGCUGCUUCAUCAUUCUCUUUAAUACAGUGAAUUUGGUGAACUUAGGUAAUGCAGUCCUAAUGCAGUUCCUCCUGACUUCAUCUUGAGCAGAGGGCUGAUCAGCUAAACUGAAAACAUCUGUGUGUUUGCACAGGGUCUGUUUGUCAGUGAGGUCAUCAGCAGGUGUAAGGACUAAAGCAAUUAGUACACAAUAUAACGAUCCAAGGCUAAGACGUUUUGCUAGUCAGCGUCUGCUCAAGCAGGAGAGAGGAGAUGGUGUAUUUGAGACCCAAGGCAACAGGAGAAAGGCGUUAAAACGAAUCAAGCCCAUGAACUUGUUUUUUUUUUUUUUCUUUACAAGCAGUAAAAUCCAAAAUCUAAAGAUUACUUUUAAAACUGCAGCUGCAAAAGCAUCAAAAUCCCCUGUAAAAGUAGUAGGAGUAGAGUUUUACUUUUUCACAGUACAGCAGUUUGCUGGGUUUUCUUGUUGGAGGUGUUUAAAGAGACUCUGAUCACCAUGUUCUCUAGUUUGGAUGACUUUUACUCUCAGCAUAUCAUUGCAUUAUUGGUCUCAGUGCCCCUGGAGGUUGUUGGGAAGUUUCUUCUGAACCAGCCCAUGAUGAACUCGUUUAGACUGACCAGAACCUCCGUGAAAAUAAAAACCAGCCGCGACAAACCUUCUCAGUACGCAGCCAUUUGUAACAGACUUGCUCUUUCUCAGGUGUCCAUCUUUUUGUUCCUGUGUGUGCUCAUGACUCUGACCACUAAAGAAAAACUGUGUAAAAUGAUAUCCUCAGAUAAGAUUUAGGUUUCAGCUGUUUUACAUUACAGCUCUCUCUGAAAGCCACACUCGGCCGUGUGCAUGCUUGAAGAAGUGGGGUGACUCUGUCCAGAGAUGUUUAAACAUGAAAUAAAAUGUGGGGAAAUGUAUAAUUGUACUGUAUAUAUGUGAAAUAUGAAAGAAAGUGUUGGCUGGUCAUGUAGUUGAUUGUAUUUGUACUGUAUUUAGUUACCGUUUCCCUCAGUAGGUCUCUCUUCAGGACAUCUAAAACACAACGGUGAGAACUUUACAAGUGUGUUUAAACAACCGUGUGACAGGAAGUGAUAUAUUGAGAUCACCUGGUGAACUCAGUUACACAUGUGGUCGUUAUUCAGCAUAUAUUUUUGCACAUGACUCUUUAAGCUCAAGUUGGAAAAUGUACAAAUAUAUUGAUAUGGAUAAAUCAUAUAUGCCCUUUUAUUUUUUAUAAUACUCACUGGUACGCUGUUUAAGUCGCCUCAAGAAAAUUGAUUUGAUACCUGUGAAGUUCUCUGUCUGUUGUUACUCACGGAUUUUGCAAAUAUACAAAAUAUAUCUGUUCUGAUGCUUAAGUGCAAAUUAAAAGCAUACAAGUCACAGCAAGCCUCUCACCAUAUUGUCCUCAUAAUUCAUCCUUCCAGCAGGUUCCCCCUCUUCCCCUGUAUAAACCCACUAAAGUAAAGCAUAUGACAGCAAAGACAAAGUGUAUUGUGCUGUCUAAGUGAUUAUUGUACAGCUCCAAAGGGAAACACUUUUACAGUAUAUGCCUCUAUAGCAACAGCUUUAAUUGAACAUAGCAUUUGAAAUACUGAAUUUGUUCUCUCCUUUUUGAGAUGUUUUUCUUGUCCUCCCCAUCUUUUCUCUUUUGAAACGUCUCCUGACAAAGUCACCCUGAACAUCAGCUGGAGUUAUUUCACUUUGAAGUUUUUCCUCUCUGUCCAACAGCAAGAUUUUCUCCAGCCACUGCUAUUUUUUUUUUUUUCUCACAUGUAAGUUUUAUGUGUCGAAGCUAAUGGACUGCCAAUAGACAGACUGUAAAUAUGUGCACUUACCAUUAGGAUGUACAUGAAAGGAAAUUAGUGUUAGGUAUUUUAGUGAGGAUGCUUUGGACCAUACCGUAACUCUGGCAACACAUUGACCCACAAAACAAAACAAUGAACGUGUGCUUCUAAUUUAUUUUCUUUUAAACGUGUUUGUUAUUUUCAUAUAAUUGGGCAUUAUACUGCAUGAGUGGAUUUUGUGUUAUAGUCAUAAUGUAAGCUAUGUGGCAAACACCAUGUUCAUGUCAUUGUAAGAUACUGUAUUUAUACAUGCUGAUGGAAUAUACGAAAUUUUAUCGAUAAUCUUUGUAUCGACAAUCUUGUACAGUCUAUUAUCACUUAGGAUAAAAAUGUGUUUUCUCUCAUUGUAAUCACGUUAUUGGUGCCAUUAAAAAAAGUCAAAUCUC
Messenger RNA from Seriola aureovittata, 6223 nucleotides. RefSeq names its product fibroblast growth factor receptor like 1a (gene fgfrl1a). NCBI's taxonomy places the organism in Eukaryota, Metazoa, Chordata, Actinopteri, Carangiformes, Carangidae. The coding region runs from base 580 to 2076 and encodes 498 amino acids. Gene Ontology annotation, cellular component: plasma membrane. The record is from RefSeq and is a predicted model, not a curated record. Gene Ontology annotation, molecular function: fibroblast growth factor binding; fibroblast growth factor receptor activity. The transcript has 8 exons.